Molecule: messenger RNA, 3160 nt
Organism: Penaeus indicus
Lineage: Eukaryota; Metazoa; Arthropoda; Malacostraca; Decapoda; Penaeidae
Product: acetylcholine receptor subunit alpha-like 1
Exons: 6
Coding region: 48-1838 (596 amino acids)
Biological process (GO): regulation of membrane potential; monoatomic ion transmembrane transport; nervous system process
Cellular component (GO): plasma membrane; synapse; neuron projection
Molecular function (GO): transmembrane signaling receptor activity; acetylcholine-gated monoatomic cation-selective channel activity
Source: RefSeq, a predicted model, not a curated record
GAGGGUCUUUGCGGCGGUGUGCCACGGUUCCACGCCCCCGUCACGUUAUGGGGGCAGCACCACUCUGUACGCGGGGGGGUGUCGCGCCCGGGGGUCCCACGGCUACGCCUGCUCAAGGAGGGUCUCCGUCAGUGAUUCAGUGGUCUCGCUGUCACACUAGCCACCUCGAGUGCAGAACCAGAGUGAACUCUUGUGUAGGGGUGACAUGUGGUGCUGGGUCCAGGUGUGGAAGGGGCUGGGCGUGGGUAUGGUUGCUAGUGGCUGCAGGAUGGGCGGCUCUGUUAGCGCCCACCUGCCAGGCCAACCCGGACGCCAAGCGCCUCUAUGACGAUCUACUUAGCUCCUAUAACCGCCUCAUCCGCCCUGUCGGCAACAACUCGGACAGACUCACCGUCAAGCUCGGCCUUAAGCUCUCUCAGCUCAUCGAUGUGAAUCUCAAAAAUCAAAUUAUGACAACGAACGUCUGGGUCGAACAGGAAUGGAAAGACUACAAGUUAGUUUGGGAUCCAGAGGACUACGGCGGCGUACAAACUCUUCACGUACCUUCAGAGCACAUAUGGUUACCUGAUAUCGUAUUAUACAACAAUGCCGAUGGGAAUUACGAGGUCACCAUCAUGACAAAGGCGAUACUCCACUACAACGGCAGAGUCACUUGGAAGCCGCCAGCGAUCUACAAGUCUUCGUGUGAGAUCGAUGUCGAGUAUUUCCCCUUCGACCAGCAGACUUGCUUCAUGAAGUUUGGCUCAUGGACCUACGAUGGGUAUAUGGUGGACCUUCAGCACCUGGACCAGAAGCCGGGCAGCAACCUGGUCGACCCGGGCAUCGACCUCCUCGACUACUACAUUUCCGUGGAGUGGGACAUCCUGAAGGUCCCGGCCAUCAGGAAUGAGCGUUUCUACCCGUGCUGCGAGGAGCCCUACCCGGACAUCUACUUCAACAUCACCAUGAGGAGAAAGACGCUCUUCUACACCGUCAACCUCAUCAUCCCGUGCGUCGGCAUCUCGUUCCUGUCGGUGCUGGUGUUCUACCUGCCGUCGGACUCGGGCGAGAAGGUGUCGCUCUGUAUCUCCAUCCUGCUGUCGCUCACCGUGUUCUUCUUGCUGCUGGCCGAGAUCAUUCCUCCGACGUCGCUGGCGGUGCCGCUGUUGGGGAAGUACCUGCUGUUCACCAUGAUCCUGGUGACGCUGUCCGUCAUGGUGACGAUAGGCGUGCUCAACGUCAACUUCCGCUCGCCGUCGACGCACAAGAUGGCGCCGUGGGUGCGGAAGAUCUUCAUCGAUCUGCUGCCGAAGUUCCUGCGGGUGGAGCGGCCGCAGAAGGACUCCGGCGACGAGGGUCCCGACGAAGUCACGGCCGGAGGGGACACGUCCUUCACGCCCUCCAGCGACGGCUUCGACAAGUUCCCUUUCGAGGACACGUACGACAUCCCGGCCAUCCCGCCCUCGCCGUACGACCGGGACCGUUACGGGGACGACCACCACCUGGCACUACCCGCGCCCGAGUGCCACGCCCCCGUGCACGCACACGACCCGCCCUUCGUGCCCGAGAUGGAGGAGCCGCGCCAGCACUCCGAGCACCGCACCCUCAGGAGCAUCGAGUACAUCGCGCAACACAUGAGGAACGUCGACUCCUUCGAGGAGAUCGAGGACGACUGGCGCUAUGUGGCGAUGGUUCUGGACCGGCUGUUCCUGUGGAUCUUCAUGGUAGCUUGCGUGGCUGGUACUUGUGGUAUCAUCUUCCAAGCUCCUUCCCUGUAUGAUACCACCGAACCCAUCGAUAUACAGAUGUCCAAAGUGGCACAGAGAAAACGUCAGGAUCUUAUGGGUCCCGAGGAAUAAUAAUGCUGUUCUUAGGCGUAGAGGAAUAAUAUUAAUAAUAAUUAUAUUAAACAAAGGACAAUUUUUUUUGUUUUCGUUGUUGUUGUCUUUGUAUGUAUGUGUGUGCGUGCGUGCACUCUUUACUGAAUAGUACGUGGGAUAAAGCGAAGUGGUGCGUCUUGUGAGUCUCCAGUGUGAAAUGGAGACUGUCAGUUUUCCUUUUUUUAUCAAGAAAAGAGAUACAGAUCCAUAUAAUGGGAAACGCGCAAGAAAGUAUAAAAAUAUUUUUGGAUAAUCACAACACAAUGGAUUGGUGUUUUGCCCCAGAUCAGUUCUAUGGGUGUUGUGUAGUUCUUGAGUAUUGUAGUCACAGACUGGUGGAAUGCAUGUACUGUAUAAUUUUGUAGAAAAUGUCUCUGAGAAUGAAAAUUAUCAGGACCGUUGUUUCUAUAACCAUUCAUAAGAAAAUAACGGGAAAUAUUUAUGCUGUAAGAAUGAAAACCUUUGUCUCGGUAAUUAAGAUGAAAAUCUGAAAAUAAAAGAACUGUACUGUUACCGGGACAGGUUGAAUCUAAUAGUGCAAUACAGUAAUCACUCAAAAGGCACUCAAAAUUUCUGAAUGAUUAACAGCCAACUUUGACUGCACAUACCUCGAUCUUUGCUUGUUUAUUUAUGCUAAAUAAACGAGGAUAUAACCCUUUUUGAGAAUUAGAUUAUAGUACUAUCUCGACCUAUCAGAACGAGGGAAGCUUACCCUGUACUGUAUGAAGUGAAAACAAAUUAACCAAGAUAAAAAGAAAAAGAAAAAAAUGGUUCAUAUAUUGCUCAUCGGAAAAGUGAACUGAAAAAAGGUGCUAAAAAAUGUUUUUUUUUUAUUACAAUAAACUGAAAAAAUCAACAUAAAAAUAAACCUCUUCCAUGCACCAUACAAACCAUUAAUCUUGUGAAAAAGAAUCCUGAAUUUUUUUUUAUUAUUAUUAUUAUUUUUUUACUAAAACAUAUUCUAUUGAAACAACGUGUCAGAAAACAACAACAACAACAACAAAAUACGAAGUAUAUUUCAAAGGUCUGAAAAAAGGAAGGACACUAAGUGCAUGCAGGAAGUACAAUGAGAUCUCUAAACGGGUGAAAAUAAAGAAAUAUUUUCUAUUCCUCAUUUCCGAGGUGUUCUUCCCAAUUUAUUUUCGUUUGUUUUAAGCAGCCUGACUUUUCCAGGGCUGUGAUUGAUAGCACAAUUAUGUUGUUUGUCCUUUCGAUGUGUAGGUUUUAUUUAUUGCCGAGGGAAUGUACAUUGGAACCUUGAUCUAUGUUCUUAUCACGAACAAGGCAAUUUGUUUGUUUCU